AUGAAGCUCGACACGAAAGCUCUGCGAUACCUUAAUCCUUCAGACUGGCGAGUCCUCACUGCUGUGGAAACUGGCAGUCGCAAUCACGAAGUCGUUCCUACCACACUGAUUGCGUCUCUCUCUAAAACUUCUGUGGGCGACGUGCAACGAAGCAUCUCGCUUCUCGCAAAGGCCAACCUGAUAUCAAAAGUUAAAAAUGCAAAAUACGAUGGUUACCGGCUGACAUACGGUGGCCUCGACUAUCUGGCCCUGCACUCUUUGCAGAAAGGUAACGCAGUCUACAGCGUGGGCAACCAGAUUGGCGUAGGAAAAGAGAGUGACAUCUUCGUGGUGAGUGACGACAAAGGCGAGCAGCGGGUACUCAAAAUCCACCGGCUGGGGCGGGUCAGUUUCAAGAAAGGGGUGCGCAACAAGCGUGACUAUGCUCGAACCAAGACACAGAAAGAGCGCGGCGCAGGCAGUUGGAUGUACAUGAGUCGGUUGGCAGCAGUCAAGGAGCACGCUUUCAUGUCUGCUUUACACGAAGCAGGUGUAAGCGUCCCCUCGCCGCUCGGUCAGAACAGACAUCACAUUGUGAUGAGCCUGAUCGACGGUUUCCCCUUGCGUCAGAUCGAUAGCGUCCCGGACCCGGCGGGGCUGUAUGCUGAGCUGAUCGAGAUGUUGGUCAGUUUAGCGAUACUAGGUCUGAUUCACGGCGACUUCAACGAGUUCAACAUUAUGAUCAGGGAAGAGCAGGACAGCCCAGACGCUAAGGAGGUGAAACUUGUGCCAGUUCUCAUCGACUUCCCGCAGAUGGUCAGUGUUGAUCACGUCAACGCGGAGAUGUACUUCGAUCGCGAUGUUCAGUGCGUCAAACGAUUCUUCGAGCGGCGUUUCGGCUUCGUGAGCGAAGAGCCUGGGCCAUUCUUCAGCGAGAUCAAGAAAAAGGUCGGCAGCGAUAACACUAGGCGACUAGACAUACAAGUGGAGGCGUCAGGGUUCUCGAGGAAAAUGGCGAAAGAGCUGGAGGCAUACAUGCACGAGCAUGGUGUCGAUGGAGAUACCAAGGACGGCGACGAAGAAUCGAGGGGUUCGAGCGCGGAGGACAGCGACCCUCCUAGCGAAACCGAAGUGAACAGCCGACCUGAAGCGGGGGAUGUCGCGCCUUGA
Messenger RNA from Cyphellophora europaea CBS 101466, 1149 nucleotides. RefSeq lists its product as uncharacterized. Gene Ontology annotation, biological process: maturation of SSU-rRNA; protein phosphorylation. The record is from RefSeq and is a predicted model, not a curated record. Gene Ontology annotation, cellular component: nucleus; cytosol; preribosome, small subunit precursor. Gene Ontology annotation, molecular function: protein serine/threonine kinase activity; ATP binding. Bases 1 to 1149 code for a protein of 382 amino acids. Lineage: Eukaryota; Fungi; Ascomycota; Eurotiomycetes; Chaetothyriales; Cyphellophoraceae. The transcript has a single exon.